UUGCGAGUGUCGUCGGUCGGUGAAUAUGUGGUCGGUUAUCGUAUUGGCCGCGGUUCUUGGGUUAACAACCCCCGAACCACUGCUUCGCACCUGCGAACCCAUCCGGGUGGAAUUAUGCACUGGACUGGGCUACAACUUCACCGGAAUGCCCAAUUUAGGCGGAAACGAAUUACAACAAGAGGCGGAUUACACAUUAAAAACUUUUUCACCCUUAAUACAAUUCGGGUGCAGUUCGCAACUCAAGUUAUUCUUAUGUUCCGUGUACGUUCCAAUGUGUACUGAAAAAGUUACGAACCCUAUCGGACCUUGUCGGGGUCUAUGUGAAAGUGUUAGGUCCAGGUGUUAUCCCGUGCUGCAAGGUUUCGGGUUUCCUUGGCCUGACGCGCUUAAUUGUUCGCGUUUUCCCGAAGAAAAUAAUCACGAACACAUGUGCAUGGAAGGCCCGAAAGAUUUAGGGAUUGACAUCACAGCCCCUGUAUUACCUGCCAUUCAAAACUUUGACUGUCCCCCAAACCAUGACAAAACUGAUGUUUCUGGGGCUUGUGUCCCGAUUUGUAACGCUGACAUUCUUUUCGACUCAUCCGAGAAAAAGUUUGCUGAGGUGUGGAUAACAGUAUGGACCAUCAUCUGCCUCGUUUCGAGCACCGCAGCCGUCUUAACCUUGAGCAUAGGGGGUGGCAGGGUACGAGCUCGACCCCUUGUCAGUCUUGCUUUGUGUUACUGUUUUGUAAGCGGGGGUUGGGCAUUGAGAAUGCUUAUGGGACGUUCGUACACCUCCUGUCUCCCAGCGGGAAUUCCCAUGGGUGGAAGAAGAUAUGAAAUACCUGAAGACGGAUUCUCUAAUCCAAAUUGUGCCAUUACAUUUUUACUGGUUUAUUACUUUGGAAUGGCUUCGAAUAUUUGGUGGGUUUGUCUUUGCGCUUGGUGGGUUGCCAGAGCAGGGCUGUCAUGGACACCAGAGAAAUUGAGAUCUAUGGGCACGUUUUUACACGUUGUAGCUUGGGGAUUACCCGCUGCACAAACCGUAGCUGCUCUUGUUCGAAGAGAAGUUGAUGCCGAUGAGUUAACAGGUACCUGUUACGUUGGGAACAAGGAUCCUACAACUCUUCUCGCUCUCGUUUUAGUACCGCAGCUGCUUUAUUUAACGGCUGGUGUAGCCCUGUUAAUAUUCGGCUGUAUCCUUGUGAUUCGCAAACCACGUCCCCUAGCUGCCGCGCCAUUAACCGGUGCCACCCCAAGAAAAGACAGUGAUCUUCUAGGAGCCCUGUGUUCACUCUACGUCCUCCCGACCGCGUGCGUAUUCGCUUCAAUUUGCUACGAGUACAAUAAUCAUCUGGUUUGGUCAAAAGGGUUGGAGAAACCGCUUCUCUGGGUGUUUCUGUUGAAAUACUUGAUGAGUUUGUUCGUUGGGGUUAGCACGGUCUUCUGGAUAUGGGCUUCGAAAAGCAUAACGGCCUGGAAGGGUGUGUUUAGGAGGAUGGGUCCUAGGAAACAGUUGCCUGUCAAAUGCCAGCAGGUGCAGGUUAUGAGGUACGGUCCGAAUCCUAGACCUGCUGUGCCUCCUCCUUCGGCUAUCAGUACAGCUAGCAGCAGGCAUUCUUCGAGACCGCAUUCCCAAAGGAAACCCAGGGUACACCAUUAUAGGGUGGGGGGUGAGACUGUAUUGUAGGAAAGGUUUUAAGGGAGUUUCGACUGAUUCACUGCCACUUUCUUUUUUAUCAUCAUUGUGUAUAUUAAUAUUACAGUUAAUUAAGAGUAAUUUACCAUGAUUUCCUACUUCUCUUGGGAGCUCCUGAACUUUGAUUAUUAUCUAUCUGGCCAAUUACAUGACCCACCUAAUCAUCUCAUAUUACAGUUCCUUAUCAUUGUUAUACAUACAUAUAAUAAUAUAAGUUUGCUUCGUAUCGAAGCCUGUUCGAAAUACAUAAAUAACGAUUUAUAUAUAUAUAUAAAAUAAAUAAUAAGACUAUCGACUAACGACGAGUACUACUACUAAUAAUAAGAGAAAACUGUAUAAAGUGCCUUAAAUUAAUUCGUUUGCAUACAAUUUAUGUACCUAUAUAUUUCAUAGGAGAGAUGUAAAUAGACUUUGCUAUCAGUUGAGUUUACACAUUUACAAUAAUUAAUUUUACCAGCUCCACUUUUUGAUAUUGAUUUUGAACGGCUUGGGAAAGUAAUAUCGAUUUCCGUUUCAAUUCUACUUGUGAGAUAGCCAUUAUCACAUUGCUUUCGUUGUUAGUAUCUGAGAAAAAACAACAACGGCCUGUCAGAGUUGUUUCUCUCACAUUGUUCUCAGUAAUUCAUAGCCAAUUAAAAUCAAGUACCUAUUCUGAUAUAAUUGACUGUUACCGUGGUAAUGGUAUGAAUUUACCGGAUGUUAAAUGGAAAUAGGCGAUUUUACGUGGUAUCGUCUUUAACAACUACCUAUUUAUCUAUUGUGCCAUCUUUAGCCGAACAAGCAUUUUCUUUUUAGAAUAUCUUGUUUGCGUUCUGCCUCCUUUUUCUAUGUCUUUAUACCGAGUGUUUUUGCGAGAAACAUAGUAUACAUUUUUAUUUAUCGAUCUUAGAGUAAGUUAAGCUUGUGAUAUUGUCCUUGUACAUUCGUCUCGUCUGUAAAUAAAUGUUUACACUGUAAUUAAUUUUUGAGUUUUCUUUUCUUGUUUAAUAGGGUGGAAAGGAAAAAAAA
This is a messenger RNA of Agrilus planipennis (emerald ash borer), 2686 nucleotides long. RefSeq names its product frizzled-4-like. The transcript is spliced from 4 exons. The record is from RefSeq and is a predicted model, not a curated record. The coding region runs from base 26 to 1669 and encodes 547 amino acids. Lineage: Eukaryota; Metazoa; Arthropoda; Insecta; Coleoptera; Buprestidae. Gene Ontology annotation, biological process: non-canonical Wnt signaling pathway; canonical Wnt signaling pathway. Gene Ontology annotation, cellular component: plasma membrane. Gene Ontology annotation, molecular function: Wnt receptor activity; Wnt-protein binding.